CUUGGAUCUUGAACAGGCUGGUGUCUGUUGGACACAUGACACAUGGAAGUGAAAUCUCUUGAACUGUUGCAGAGACGUUCAUGUUCACUCUGGUCAGAUGGAUAAAACUGAGAGAACACUCUUCAGACCGGGGCCAGAAACCAGAGCUACAUAGCCAGCAGCGGUUUUGCUGUUGACAGAUUGAAAAGCAAGAGGGAAGCUUCAGUGAAUGGAGACAUCCGGAUGAAAUAUCACAGCUCAAAUUCUGAUUUUUGCUGAAUUUGCUGACCCAGAGGUUGACGCACUUUGGUGAAUUGAUACAGAAUAAGCUCUUCUAAAGGACAAUCCAGGCUCCUCCCUUCAUGCACAACGUCACCCGAUCCCGAUCUCUCUCUCUCUCCCAAAGCGUCAGCGAUAGUCAGCAACACACACACUGUGGUGGCGGAUCAGCGGGGCGGUGCGCAGAGCAGAGCAGAGCAGAGCAGAGCGGGAUAAAGCUACACUGUGUCUCAUCCACACAAAACAGGAGCGAGGAGAGGAAAAAGGAAACACAGAACCAGAGGAGGGAGCGCAUCCGACCAUUCCCCGCACUUUCCAGCAACUUCACCGGGGCCUGGUGUGUGCUGAUCUCUCCGGCUUGGGACAACCGGGAACUUAACGGGGAACUAAGACAAAAAAAAAGCGGGACGGUGCCGGCAGAUUAUUUGUGUCACACACACACACACACACACGCAAUCACACGCAUUAAGAAAAUAAAAAAAGCGACGUUUCCCUCCGGAGCAACUGCGCGACAGUUGGGAACUUCCCAGCGCAGCAUCGAUCGAGGACCUCCCGCCCACCUCACCUCCGAUACACACGCCUGGAAAAGGAGGGAGAGAGAGAGAGGGAGAGAGAGAGGGAGAGAGAGAGAGAGAGAGAGGGAGAGAGAGAGAGAGAGAGAGAGAGUCCUGCAGCCGCUGCGGUGGAUGGAGCAACAAAGGCUGGAUGGUGAAACGAGUAGAGCCGCUCUGAUCACAACUCUCCUUCCUCUGCUCGCCUGAAAGACUACCCCCGCUCUCCCGCAGCACCGCCUGGAUCUCAUUUCUUUCUGCUAGAGGGGGGGAGACUCUUCCAGGGCAAAACUCUCCCUCCAGACGUGAAAUUGAUGCUUUGGCACGGAGGAGAAGCGCACCGAAAAGUCUCCUGCUGCCGCUGCUGGUGCCGCUCAGUGAGGGACGAGGACUAGUUCUGGGGGCGCCGAAGUGGGAUUUUUUUGUCUCUGCAAGAAGAAGAAUAAGUUACAUGCUCGGUGUUUGUCGUCUCGAGUGAGAGAGCCCCCCUCCCUCCUUCUGUUCGACCACUCUCAGGUUAUCACCAGAGGAAGAAAUCCGGAUAGUUUUUAUUUUUUGUUGUGUUUUUGAGGGGAGAGCCAUGGCGAUGUGUGUGGGGAUGUGGAUACUCCUGCUGGCGCUGCACGUCCAAGGUGGCACCGGACAGAUGGUGCAGAUGGACUCCAGUAAGUCUGGCUUCGUGGGUUCACAAGUGGAACUGCGCUGCAUUUUCAGCAACAGCAACCCGCCGGUGAAGAUCUCUCAGGUCACCUGGCAGAAGCUCCUCAACGGCACCAAACAGAACGUAGCCAUCGCCAACCCAGCGCUCGGCGUGUCCGUCCUGUCGCCCUUCAAGGAGCGGGUGAGCUUCAAGCAGGCGGCGGUUCGUCACCGCACCCCCUCGCUGGAGGACACCACCAUCGUGUUCUCCAACCUGCAGCUGUCCGACGAGGCCGCCUACAUCUGCGAGUACACCACCUUUCCCGCGGGAAACCGGGAGAACAUGGUCAACCUCACUGUGUUCGCUCGGCCGAUGACACGUAUGACCUUGACAACACCCACGAUCGUGGCCAGGGCCCAGAAACGCAAGAUGACCGUCGCCACUUGCGUAUCGGCCAACGGGAAGCCCCCGAGCGUGAUCAAGUGGGACACCAGGUUGAAGGGCGAAGCCACUUUCCAGGAGACCCGCAACCAAAACGGGACGGUGACGGUACGGAGCAACUACGUGGUGGUGCCGAGCCGCGAGACCCACAAACAGAAGCUGACGUGCAUCGUGUCGUACCGGAAUGAGAAGAUCACCGACAGCGUGGUGCUCAACGUGCAGUAUGAACCUGAGGUGAAAAUCGAGGGCUUUGAUGGAAACUGGUACCUGAACCGUCCCAAUGUUCAGCUGACCUGCAGGGCCGAUGCUAACCCCCCUGUCACCAUCUACCAGUGGAAACUCUUGAACGGCUCCCUUCCCAGCAAUGUGGAGAUCAAGAACAACACUCUGUUCUUCAAGGGGCCCGUGACCUACGACCUCGCCGGCACGUACGUCUGCGACGCCACCAACGGCAUCGGGACUCGCACGGGCAUCGUGGACGUCAACAUCACGGACUUCCCUAACGUCCCGACAACUCAGACCCGAGAGAUCCCUCAGGAGCAGCACAAUGCAGGCGCCGCCAUCGGGGGCGCUGUGGGUGGAGUCGCCCUGUUGGGCGUGGCUGCCAUACUGCUCUUCAUAUUCCUGCGCCGCCGCCAGCGCACCUUCAAAGGAGACUACAGCACCAAGAAACACGUGUUCGGGAACGGGUACAGCAAGGCCGGCGGCCUGCCCGCCCACCCUCCCAUCCCCAAGAACCUGCAGUACCCUGACGACUCGGACGACGAGAAGAAACCCGCCCAGAUCGGAGGCACCGGAGGGUUUGAGGCAAGCGACCGCGAUUUUGACGGCGAGCAAGAGGACCUGAAGAGGCCCUAUUUCACUGUGGAUGAAGGAGAGAGCCGAGAUUAUGAUGAGCGGACUCUGGCUUUCCAGUAUGACCCUGAACCUGAGAUAGCCGAUGAUAUGAUCUCUCAAACCGACGGCUCUGUCAUUUCUAAGAAAGAGUGGUAUGUGUAGUGGCAUGCAACAACCAAACCAAACAACCCUUUGUCCCCCACCUGCAUUCCACUGCACCCUUCACCUCCAUCACGCCCCCACCCUCCCAUUCGUCAAACUGCACCCUUCACAGUCACAGUCCUCUUUUGGUCAACCUAGUACCCCCUUCCCCUCUUGACUCCCCCACCCCCCACAUCAGACCCCAUCCAACUAAUCUCAUUUAGAAAAUCAAGCGUCUAUUUAAAGUGCUAGCAACAUCGACUUGUCAACACAACAGCAUUGGUAUCAGUUCCAUCAGGUGAAUGGGCAAAGAAUACAAACUAAGGUAUGUACAUGGACUCGUUGUCACUGAACUACGAGGCCAGCGAGGUGAUCGGUUGAUUAAUACUGGUGUAAUAUUCCUUUUGUGUAUUUUUUCAUGUUAUAAAUGUAUUAAAUGUAUAAAGAGACUGCUGGUUGAGGUUUUGCUGAGCACAUUUGUGAAAGUCCUACACUGGAUGUGCAAUUUGUUUUUGUUUGUUUAGUUUUUUUUUUUGUUUGUUUGUCUUUUUAUUUUUCCAUUAUCAUUGCCGUUUUGUUACUUUUAUAAAAGUCUUUUUGUAUGAUUUUUAAGUGACCUGAGAAUUGAGAGUUUAAUGUUUGGAAUAAUUACAGGUGGAGUUCUAAGUGUUUGUAAUUUUGUGGUCAAAAUGUUGCAGAGAAAGAAAAGAAAAGAAAACAAAAAAAAAAAAAAGAAAUACAGGACCUGUAUCAUUUCUCCUGUCUCUUACUGGGGUUAGCGGUCAUGAGAUUAUUCAUUUUUGUAUAUCUACAGCGUUAAAAGCAGACAUGUUAUUGCUGGUUUCCAAAGACAUGCUUAGUAUUCCUUGACACCCUCCCCCGCCUGUGUUUAUAUGCCUGAUUAGUUUCUUUACUGAGAGGGAGUCGGUCUACUGAGCCAUUUGGACAUGGCAAUAACAGUUAAAAGCGAGUGUUUUCAAUUUUUUUCUCCUAAAUUUCUAUCGCAUUAAAAUGUGUUGCCACAUCAGUGAGUCAGACUAAACAGGGGGGAGGGGGUAGAGAGAGAGAAGGGCUGCAAUCGUAUCACACACGACAACUUCUGUUUUUUCAGCUGUGCAUCACAGUCACGUCCCAAAAAAAAAAAAAAAAAAGAACAAAAAAGAGGUCGGGUGAGUCUCGGUGUCCACAGAAACCUUUAAUAAUGCUCUGAAAUGUCAUGAUUGUCUCUUGACUUGAACAGAAUGGCCUGUGUGUACGAGCUCUCCAUCUUACCACUAUAAUGAAAUGUCCAGUUUUUUUAUGUGUGUGUGUGUGUGUUUUCAGUUUUCAUAAUUGUGUUUUGUUCUCACACGCCUUUUUAUCAAAUGGAUGUCAGAUGAGAAGUGUCGGUGGGCGAUGGGGGGGAUCUCCUGGUGAUGACUCUGUCUCUCCUCAUUGAUUUGUGUUGACUAUGUGCUGAAGAAAUUGGCUGAAGCGUGCCCGCUCACGCCAACAGCGUUUGCUAUGAGGAGUCACCAAUGGACACAAAAGGACACAGAUAGGAGGAAAAAUGUCAACUGAUGCUUUUAUUUACUGAGAAAACAAACAUUUGUGAGAUGUAAAGGGAAUUGAGAUGGUGGCCGCGCUGGAGUGUGAUGCGUCACCUGCUGCUUUCAUGUUUUUGUUCCAUCUCUUUCUUUCUUUCUAAAAUGAAUUUCAGUAGCUGUGUUGUGGGGGAUUUUUAAAAAGGAUUGAACGGUUGUCCUUCCCCUGAUGUUGGCAUCUGGACACGCCAAUAAGGAUACAAUGACCCCGUCUGAAGGCAUUACAAUAUAUCUGGCUUUUUUUUUUUAAAAAUCGCUGUUAGCGAGCGCCAGUGGAUGCUACUGUAGCGUAGCAAAUUACUUGUUUUCUCCUCAGCUCUGAGGUCCAUAACACAAUCAGCCAAAUGCAUUCACUUCAAACGACAACAACAACGAAAUAAAAAAAAUAAAAAAAACUUCAGCGCGAAAUAUCGGAUAAAAACAGAAGCAAAGGACUAAAAUCCGUGGACACAAGCAGCAUUUCUGACUGGCUCUGAUCGAUAUAAAUACUAUAUAAAGCCUUAUUUUAUGCAUGUUUUUUUGUGUUGGAGUGGAUGUGUGUGUUGCUAUUUUUUCUGUAUCAAUUCCAGUGCGUUUGUCCUCGUUUGCAGCUCAAAAGACAGCACUUUGUCUGUGUUGUCGGUAUUGACAGAGGUAUGAAUUCAUGGGCACACAAGUACCCAGCCAACAAUAUUGCAGUUAACACACAAUAAGAAGUAUAUAAAUAUAUCUAUAAAUAAUGAUGAAAAAAAAAAUAGCGUCUCCGUCGAGAGCAGCUCUCUCCGGAGACGUGAAUGUUUUACAGUCCAUGCUUGUCUAACUGUAUGUUUUUUUUUUUUCAGAUGAGCAUGUUAAUCAUGAGCCUCAAUUUAUUAUCGUACCUUCGACACAAAUCACGAUUUAGAAAGUGGAAAAAAAAUGUCAUGUUCUGAUUUAAAGUCUGUUGAUUUCAUAUCUCAGUUAAUUUUUCUACUACAGCCUUAUUUCUGUAUGUGUUCGGUGUUUUUUCCACUUUGGUUGGAGGAUAACACGUGGGGGUUUAAAACGGAUCGUUUCAGAGAGGGAGGGGGGGAAACUAAUUGACCUGCCGACGAACUGCUUCGCUGUAGCUUUUCAAAUCCCCACUAUAAUCGCGGCAUUAUAGAGAGACAAACGCGUGAGAAGCCUGUUUUUAUCUUUUAUUCUUGCAUUCAGUGCCUAUGAAAAAGUUCCGGAGACGUGAGGUAGUCUGAACAGUUGCUGCUCCAUCGUUUUAAGUUAUUCAUGCCAUAGAAUAACGUGAUGAAUACUAAUGAGAUGUGACAUGGGCUGCAGAUCACACUGAUAAUUGUUCUUGCAGUGUAAUUUUUAGUUGUUACCGCGGGGAUACGCGCUCCAGCACAAAACUAACGAUGUGUCUGUACUUCUGUUUAAAGCAACAGAUCUCUUAUAAGCUGCAUUUAUUACCAUUUUAACAUUUAAAGGGACAGUUCACCCCAAAAUCAAGGAUUUGUAUUUUUCUUUUCCUUGAAGCUCUGUUUAUCCAUCUAGAUCGUGUUUUUGAGAUGCAGCUGUGGCGAUGUCCUCCCUGAUUAGAUUCUAAUGGAACGAGACGGCGCUCAGCUUGUGGUGCUCAAAGCGCCAACAAGAUAUGUUUUAAAAACUCAACAGCGAUGUCUCUACUUGAGAUAAUCCACAGACGUCAUUGUGAGCGGUUUCACGCCAGAGCUGUUUUCCUUCCACUGAACUACAUCGGAGAUAAUGUGCAUCUACUCAUGAAAGAGAGGCUCAUGCUCAGGACUUCGCUGGACAUAAACAUUAAAUGAAACUAAGCGUCCUCCACAGCUGAGCUGUAACAUUAGCUAGCUUAGUUUCUUUAAUAAGCUAGCCGCUUGAGAAACAUAGAUAAAACUAGAUAACUUGUACAAGAACAAUCCAGAUGGAUAAACAGCACCGCAAGUAAGACAACAAAAUUUUGUAUUUUUGAUUUUCUGGUGUACUGUCCCUUUAAUAAUGGCUAAAUGGUGACACAGCACAUGUUUUUUUUUUUUUUUUUUAAACUUUUACUGGAAAGUUGACAUCCUAACUCGGUCACGUAACGCUGACCUUUCGAAGCACAACGAUUGAACACUAAUCAAAUGAAAAGAGAUUUAACUUGUAAAUUAAAAAAAAUAAAAAUGCAACUUUGGAUCAACUCUGCCCCCCUUUUUUAAAGCACAACUUUUAAAAGUUUCAUCUCACUGAUUUAUUUUUUUUCCCCCCUGCAUCCAUUUAUAAAACCACUGCCACACUCGCUUCUCAGACAGACAUGUUUGGAGGAAGACAGACCUUUCAGAUUUGGAGUUUCCUGUAUUCUGGUUCGAUGUAAACAUUGUCUUCAUGUUGUCGGGGUGUUAUGAGUUUCUAUUUUGUAAUACUGACUGUAACUUCAUUCCAUCCUAAUCUACUUUUUUGUAUUCAGUAUGUUCAACAUUCCACUGUAAAUACUGUACAUAGGGUUGAGAUUCUAGUCGGGAUUUAUUUAGGGACAACUGCGUAGGGACUCCGUUCGUGUAAAAUAUACCUAUUUUGACUGCAAACAUAGAGACUCAAUGAUGGCUAGACGACGUUGAUGCAUAGCUUAUUUCCAAAGUCCCACCUUAAAAAAUGCUCCUCCGGUACGUUUUUAAUAUGCCACUAGCGGCUUCACUGUCAUACAAAGGGGUGAUGCAUACGGUUUGUCGAUUUAAUGUCAUUGAAAGAAAAAUCAAAAAGAGAGAAAAUUGUCUGUAUGCAGCCAUGUGAAUGUAUAUUUCUGAGGGUGUUACAAAUAUGAAAAAAAAAAAAAUCUAUUGUUCAAUUGUGAUGACCCAGUGAAGUAACUUGUAUUUGUUUUAAGCAUUAAAUGAGUUCAAUAGUCAA
Messenger RNA from Acanthopagrus latus (yellowfin seabream), 7310 nucleotides. RefSeq names its product nectin cell adhesion molecule 1b (gene nectin1b). Gene Ontology annotation, cellular component: adherens junction. The coding region runs from base 1390 to 2889 and encodes 499 amino acids. Gene Ontology annotation, biological process: homophilic cell-cell adhesion; protein localization to cell junction; heterophilic cell-cell adhesion. The record is from RefSeq and is a predicted model, not a curated record. Lineage: Eukaryota; Metazoa; Chordata; Actinopteri; Spariformes; Sparidae. The transcript is spliced from 9 exons.